GACGAGCUCGACAUGGAGGAUGAGGAAGGCUACACCGCUUUAAAUUUGCGACCCUCAGCUUCAGCUGUUACUCCUGGAUAUUCCAACAGAAACAAACGCUCUGCAUUUAAGGCUCCAGCCCCUUGUGAUACAGUAGACAGAACUUCUGCCUCAUCUUCCAUAUGGCGACCAGUGGCCUUUGCUUUCCUCGCUUUGUGCCUGGUGCUGCUGAUGGGGCUGGUAGCCCUGCUGGCCCUCUUUUUUCAGGUUUCCAGGGAUCCCGAGGAAAGAAAGAAACUGCAGGAAAUGAGAGAAGCAUUGUGUUUUGAAGGGAAGGAGAAAAACGAAACAAAAUGUGUUCUGUGCCCAGCAAGCUGGCAAAGCAGUGGAGCUGACAACUGCUUCUACAUUUCAAAGCAGAAGAAAACAUGGAAGCAAAGCCAGGAGUUCUGCUCCUCAAGAAACUCCACUCUUCUUGUGCUAAAAGACAAAGCAAAGAUGGUUUCUCUGCCGCACGAUUCACAGUUUUACUGGGUUGGAUUAUCCUACAUAUCUGAAAGAGGUGGCUGGUACUGGGAGGAUGGAACAGCUUUUUCAAGAGAAACAACAAACUGGGUUGUGUUAUAUGACAACAUCUUCUGUGCCUCCUUCUAUGGAUGGAUUAUUUAUGCUACACAGCCCUGUUCAAGUAAGCAAUUCUGGAUCUGUGAGAAAGUGGCCGUUCAUUUCACCUGAAGAAGCAUUGCAAGAAGGGAUGUGGGAUCUGCCAGUGUGAGAUACCAACUUUAGGAACUGGAAGUUUUAAAUAUAUUUUUAUUUUUGUUUGUUUACCAAGCAGUUUUCUCAGAAUGGUGAUUCAAAUGACAGAUCAUUAGAGACUAAAUAUUUCUCUCUGCCUGCAUUUUCUCUCCCAGGCUCACAAAUGAGAGAGAU
Molecule: messenger RNA, 912 nt
Organism: Athene cunicularia (burrowing owl)
Lineage: Eukaryota; Metazoa; Chordata; Aves; Strigiformes; Strigidae
Product: natural killer cells antigen CD94-like
Exons: 6
Coding region: 13-714 (233 amino acids)
Source: RefSeq, a predicted model, not a curated record